AUGCUCUUACGCUCAGUCCAUCUCCUCGCCCUCAGUGCUGGAGUGGCUUGGGCCCAGCAAGCUCCUCUCCGUAGCACCGGCGGCAGCUGUCUCUCCUCUUCAAACGCCAACAGGGCCACCGCCCUCACCGCAUGCUGCCCAACCGAUGCCACCGAAGGCAAAGGCACCGUUGACGGCACCGUCUUCACCUACGCCUGCGGCCAAUACGCCAAACCGUACGAGAGCACCGGCCAGAACACUGCCAGCCCGCGGGAGUGCGCCCAGCUCUGCGCGCAGGACCCGACCUGCGUCGCCGCGAGCUGGGCCGGCAGGAACGGGCUAUGCUACGUGACCAGAGACGGCACCUCGUUCGGGCCCAUGCCGGCGCGGCAGUUCAUCCUCCUGGCCAAGAGCGAGGAGCCGCCCGCCGACGACCCGUCUGCGGCGGACCCGGCGGCGACUGCGCAGUGCAACGAUGAGAAGGACGCCAUCCGCCGGGAGAUGACGAGCCAGUGCGAGGCGGAGGUGCAGGGGCAGAAGGCCGCGCACGAGGGCUCGUUGAAGGACGCAGAGGCCCAGUGCGAGGCUCAGAAGAGCCGGCAAGUGGCCGCGGCUAGAGAGCAGUGCGAUUCGGACAAGGCCGCAUUGGUGCGCGACCGGAAGGUGUGCGAGGCGGAGAAGGGCAGGCUGAAGGACCAGAGCGCUGCGGCCGAGAAGAAGUGUAAGUCUGAAGUAGCUGACUUGGAGAAGAAGGUGAAGGAUCUUGAGGAUAAGGGGCGACCCGGCCGCGGCUCAGGCCCAGGCGGCUUCGUCCAGACUGGCGAUCCGGCCUGCGAAAACAUCAAUACAUACAGCCGUUGCCAGGACGGAUGCAAGAGGUUUGCCAUCGACGGGGUGGAGUACGAGCUCAAAUGCAGUACAUAUGCUGAGCGGACGCAAACAACGAGAUCGGACGCUUACGAUACCAUCAAUGAGUGCCUGGCGAACAAGUGCAACAAGGAGUCGAAAUGUCUGGGAGUUAGUUGGACGCCCGACGUGAGUACUCUACCCGGGAACAUCUGCGAAACCGACGUGUACAGAGACUGA
Molecule: messenger RNA, 1065 nt
Organism: Colletotrichum aenigma
Lineage: Eukaryota; Fungi; Ascomycota; Sordariomycetes; Glomerellales; Glomerellaceae
Exons: 1
Coding region: 1-1065 (354 amino acids)
Source: RefSeq, a predicted model, not a curated record